Symphalangus syndactylus (siamang) is the source of this 2192-nucleotide messenger RNA. It is a transcript of the gene STK25, whose product is annotated as serine/threonine kinase 25. Gene Ontology annotation, molecular function: ATP binding; protein serine/threonine kinase activity. NCBI's taxonomy places the organism in Eukaryota, Metazoa, Chordata, Mammalia, Primates, Hylobatidae. Gene Ontology annotation, cellular component: cytoplasm; Golgi apparatus. Gene Ontology annotation, biological process: protein phosphorylation. The record is from RefSeq and is a predicted model, not a curated record.
GGGAGGGGCGGCGAGCCCCCGGGAGCCUGGGCGUUAGGCCCGGGCGUGGCGGGGCCCCGGCGGCCUGGGGGUCUCCUGGGGCCACCCCUCCAUGGAUCCCGCAGUCCCGGAGCUCGGUCUCAGAUGACUGAACUGGGCACCGAGCGCUCCUGCUGUCCCUCGCAGUGGACUGACGCCGCAGGGGCUAGCUAGCCGGCUCCGCGCCUCUCCGCGGGAUCCAGACGCCUCCUGGGGCUGCCGGCGGAGGGUCUGAGGCGGCGCGGCCAUGGCUCACCUCCGGGGAUUUGCCAACCAGCACUCUCGAGUGGACCCUGAAGAGCUGUUCACCAAGCUCGACCGCAUUGGCAAGGGCUCAUUUGGGGAGGUCUACAAGGGCAUCGAUAACCACACGAAGGAGGUGGUGGCCAUCAAGAUCAUUGACCUGGAAGAGGCCGAGGAUGAGAUCGAGGACAUCCAGCAGGAGAUCACCGUCCUCAGCCAGUGCGACAGCCCCUACAUCACCCGCUACUUUGGCUCCUACCUAAAGAGCACCAAGCUGUGGAUCGUCAUGGAGUACCUGGGUGGCGGCUCAGCACUGGACUUGCUUAAACCAGGUCCCCUGGAGGAGACGUACAUUGCCACGAUCCUGCGGGAGAUUCUGAAGGGCCUGGAUUAUCUGCACUCCGAACGCAAGAUCCACCGAGACAUCAAAGCUGCCAACGUGCUACUCUCGGAGCAGGGGGAUGUGAAGCUGGCGGACUUUGGGGUAGCAGGGCAGCUCACAGACACGCAGAUUAAGAGGAACACAUUUGUGGGCACCCCCUUCUGGAUGGCGCCUGAGGUCAUCAAGCAGUCGGCCUACGACUUCAAGGCUGACAUCUGGUCCCUGGGGAUCACGGCCAUUGAGCUGGCCAAGGGGGAGCCUCCAAACUCUGACCUCCACCCCAUGCGCGUCCUGUUCCUGAUUCCCAAGAACAGCCCACCCACGCUGGAGGGCCAGCACAGCAAGCCCUUCAAGGAGUUCGUGGAGGCCUGCCUCAACAAGGACCCCCGCUUCCGGCCCACAGCCAAGGAGCUCCUGAAGCACAAGUUCAUCACACGCUACACCAAGAAGACCUCCUUCCUCACGGAGCUCAUCGACCGCUACAAGCGCUGGAAGUCAGAGGGGCAUGGCGAGGAGUCCAGCUCUGAGGACUCUGACAUUGAUGGCGAGGCGGAGGACGGGGAGCAGGGCCCCAUCUGGACGUUCCCCCCUACCAUCCGGCCGAGUCCACACAGCAAGCUUCACAAGGGGACGGCCCUGCACGGCUCACAGAAGCCUGCGGAGCCUGUCAAGAGGCAGCCGAGAUCCCAGUGCCUGUCCACGCUGGUCCGGCCCGUCUUCGGAGAGCUCAAAGAGAAGCACAAGCAGAGUGGCGGGAGCGUGGGUGCGCUGGAGGAGCUGGAGAACGCCUUCAGCCUGGCCGAGGAGUCCUGCCCCGGCAUCUCAGACAAGCUGAUGGUGCACCUGGUGGAGCGAGUGCAGAGGUUUUCACACAACAGAAACCACCUGACAUCCACCCGCUGAAGUGUGCUGCUGUUCAGAUAGGGGACAGAAGGUCCUUUGUUUUUGUUCUGAGCUCCGUAAGAACUGUGCUGACUUGGAAGGUGCCCUGUGCUGUGUCGUGCCUGCGGGGACACAUCAGAUCCUGUGGGCCUCACAUGCCAGGUCACCAGGUCACCGUCUCCUUCCACCCCUGCAGUGUGCUGUUCUGCACAUCGGGGAUGCUGUUCUAUAUGCCCACUGCCCUCCUCCCUCUCCUGGCCCAGCAGUAGAGCUCACGGGGGCUCCAGCAGCUGGUGUGGCCCUCAUGAGCUACGCCUGGGUCUUCUGCAGACUCACGCAGCCCUAUGGCCGCUCAGACCAAGACGCAGAGCAACUAUCAGGGCAGCUCUGCCUUCUCUUCCCAUGAGGUGGGGAGAGGCAACAGGGCAGCCCCCAGAGAAGUGUCCUGGCCACUGUCCUCCCAGGGCCCAUGAUGGCCAUAGAUUUGCCUUGUGGUGUUGGAUCAGGUACUGUGUCUGCUCAUAAGUACUUGUGUCAUCCAGAAUGUUUUGUUUUUUAAGAAUAUUGAAUUUACUUGUUUCCUGAAAUAUUCUGAGGUUAAUAUGUUAGUUUUCAUAGAACAUUGAGAGGCCCCUGCCACUUUCAAUAAAGACCUGACUUGGAGACA